AUGUUCAAAUUAAUCAUUGUAGUGUCAACAAUUGUGGCCUUGGCUUUCGGUGCUCCAGCCAAUCCUGAAGAUCAAGCAGCCGAGACUUUGAAAUAUGUCAACGUUGUCAACACCGAUGGCAGUUACACAUUCGAAUAUGAAUCUUCGAAUGGCAUUAAUUUCGGUGAAAAUGGUGUCGGUGGUGAAAAUGCAGCCGGUAAAUUCUCCUACACAUCACCUGAAGGUGAACCCAUCCAGUUGACCUACACAGCCGAUAAAAAUGGUUACCAACCCCAAGGCGAACAUUUGCCCACCCCACCACCAAUUCCCGAUUACAUUUUGAGAUCAUUGGAAUAUAUCGAAAGUCAUCCCUUCCCCAAGAUUCAAUUGGCAACAAAGUAA
Musca vetustissima is the source of this 381-nucleotide messenger RNA. Its product is annotated as pupal cuticle protein Edg-78E-like. Gene Ontology annotation, cellular component: chitin-based extracellular matrix. The record is from RefSeq and is a predicted model, not a curated record. Gene Ontology annotation, molecular function: structural constituent of chitin-based larval cuticle. Bases 1 to 381 code for a protein of 126 amino acids. The transcript is spliced from 2 exons. Lineage: Eukaryota; Metazoa; Arthropoda; Insecta; Diptera; Muscidae.